This is a messenger RNA of Nestor notabilis (Kea), 677 nucleotides long. It is a transcript of the gene RIT2, whose product is annotated as Ras-like without CAAX 2. Gene Ontology annotation, molecular function: GDP binding; GTPase activity; calmodulin binding. Gene Ontology annotation, biological process: positive regulation of neuron projection development; Ras protein signal transduction. The transcript has 5 exons. The annotation marks the transcript as partial. Gene Ontology annotation, cellular component: plasma membrane. Lineage: Eukaryota; Metazoa; Chordata; Aves; Psittaciformes; Psittacidae. The record is from RefSeq and is a predicted model, not a curated record.
GUGCGAGGCUGAUAAAUCGUACCUCUUGCAUUAUACCUUUCCUUUCUGACGCCUUUUCUUUUUUCCCCAGCUCAGCUUUUAUAGUUGUUUAAGAUCAGAGAAAGCACUUGCCAGUUGCUUUUUCUUUGCUUUUGCUCUCUUCUUCUGCCUCGUGCAAGAUGGAGCUAGAAAACGAAAUGAUCAGCUCCUCCAGCAAUUCUUCAGCAGGCUCCAGAGAGUACAAGGUGGUGAUGCUAGGAGCAGGGGGAGUUGGCAAAAGCGCAAUGACAAUGCAGUUCAUAAGUCAUCGGUUCCCUGAAUAUCAUGAUCCAACUAUAGAGGAUGCCUAUAAAACUCAAGUCCGAAUUGAUGAUGAACCAGCCUAUUUGGACAUUCUGGACACUGCCGGGCAGGCAGAAUUCACAGCCAUGAGGGACCAGUACAUGCGAGGUGGAGAAGGCUUCAUUAUCUGCUAUUCCAUCACAGACCGCCAAUCCUUUCAAGAAGCUGCUGAGUUUAAGGAUCUCAUUUAUCGUGUCCGGCACACCUAUGACAUCCCCUUGGUGCUGGUGGGAAACAAAAUAGAUCUUGAAGAGUUCAGGCAGGUAUUUUUAAUAGUUUAUUUGUUACGAGUUGGGAAGGGAUUCCUGGUAGCUGUGUGUUUGCUGGAGUCAGAAAAGGCAGCGACAGAGCUGGAG